Molecule: messenger RNA, 414 nt
Organism: Spizellomyces punctatus DAOM BR117
Lineage: Eukaryota; Fungi; Chytridiomycota; Chytridiomycetes; Spizellomycetales; Spizellomycetaceae
Exons: 4
Coding region: 1-414 (137 amino acids)
Biological process (GO): cytoplasmic translation
Cellular component (GO): ribosome
Molecular function (GO): structural constituent of ribosome; RNA binding
Source: RefSeq, a predicted model, not a curated record
AUGCCAAAGACGAAGGGUGUGUACGCGACCAAUAUCACCAGAAAGCGAAAGAAAGAAAAGGCCAGAAAAGUUCCUGUAAAGUUUACAAUUGAUUGCUCUGUCCCAGCGAGCGAUGGGAUUAUAGAUGUUGCUUCGUUUGAAAGAUUCUUGCGUGAGCGUAUUAAGGUUGACGGCCGCACUGGGAAGCUAAGUGACGCGGUAAAUGUCACUCGUACCAAUCACUCCAUUGUCAUUGAGGUGCUCCCCGGCGUCAGGAUCUCCAAACGCUAUCUCAAAUAUCUGACAAAGAGGUUCUUGAAGAAGAAUCGCCUCCGAGACUGGGUCAGAGUCAUUGCAAUCAGUAAAAACACGUACGAGCUUCGCUAUUUCAAUAUUGCGGAGCCUGAGGGUGGGGAAGGGGUAGAAGAAGAAUAA